AUGCGCGCAGAGCUCAAGUACAGCUACAGCGCGUACUUUCAGGUCGUCACGUCGUGGCGCGAUCCCCGAGGUCAGUCGUCGUGCGCUGUCCUUCACAGCGCCGCGCUCGCAAACUACCUUUCCCUCGUUCGGACCCCCAUUGCCUCUCGUUCCCCCAUUGCUGCUCGCUCCCCCAUUGCCGCUCGCUCCCCCAUUGCUGCUCGCUCCCCCAUUGCCGCUCGCUCCCCCAUUACCGCUCGCUCCCCCAUUGCCGCUCGUUCGCCCCAUCGCCCCUGCCGAUCGAUCCUUCCCCCUGCGAUGCGCCGCUGCAUCGUGAACGCGCACGCGUUUCGUGUCGUCGUCCGCCCGCCCUGCACCGCUCGCGUGCCACUUUAUCCGGUGCAUGCAUACACUCGUACCUCUGAAUUGCAAGCCUAUAAAAAACCCACCCUUGUGUGUCCGCGACCACUCACUCCCCCCGUCUCCCCUCCUUUCCCCUCAUCCCCUCAACCCCUCGCUCCCCUCCUUCGCCGGUGUGACAUCAUGCCCUCUCUCCCUUCCUCUCCCUUCCUCUCUCUUCCUCUCCCCUCUCCCCUCUCCCCUCUUCUCCCGGUCGCCAGCUCCCCGGGCGCAGUGAACAACACGUUGGGGGUGAUGAAGCACAGCGUGCUCUUACCACCAUCCCUCUUCAACCAUCCCGCCCUUUUUCCCUCCCGUCCCCUCCGCUGCUCCCCCCCCCUGGACAUGUGUGCUCGCGCCAGACAAGGCGCCCCUCCUGUGCGCCCUUUUUCCCCCCUCCUGUGCGCCCUUUUUCCCCCCUCCUGUGCGCCCUUUUUCCCCCCUCCUGUGCGCCCUUUUUCCCCCCUCCUGUGCGCCCUUUUUCCCCCCUCCUGUGCGCCCUCUUUCCCCCCUCCUGUGCGCCCUUUUUCCCCCCUCCUGUGCGCCCUUUUUCCCCCCUCCUGUGCGCCCUUUUUCCCCUCUCCUGUGCGCCCUUUUUCCCCCCUCCUGUGCGCCCUUUUUUCCCCCUCCUGUGCGCCCUUUUUCCCCCCUCCUGUGCGCCUUUUUCCCCCCUCCUGUGCGCCCUUUUUCCCCCCUCCUGUGCGCCCUUUUUCCCCCCUCCUGUGCGCCAGACUCAAAAACCCUUUCUUCCCCCUCCUGUGCGCCCCUUUUCCCCCCCUCACCUCCCCUCCGCCAUCCCUUGUACGCGUGCGCGCAUGGCAGACGGGGCUGCCGCAGCUCAAGGACUGCAAGAAGCCAUGCACACCGGCAGGCACGCGGUGCUGCGAUGGCGUGUGGCUGCCCUCUCUCAACAUCCCCAACGUCAUCUUCUUCCCGCAAGACCGAUACGCCACCGAGAGCAUCUACUUCUUCGGCGACAUAGGCCCGGACAUGAGCGCUGUGGACCGCGAGGUGGUCGUGGAAGGCGAGUUCUCCUCCCCGUUCAACUUCCAGCGCUUCCCCUUCGACACACAAGACCUGCGGUUCACAGUGACGGUGGAGAGCGGCAACAUCUACCUGGUGACGUCCAACUCGGGGCGGCAGCAGGAGCAGGCGUCCAAGGGCCUCAGCGGGGGCGGCGGGGGGGGCUUUUCCUCGGACGAGGUCACGGGCUGGCGCAUCAGCCGCGUGGGACUCAACUGCUCCGCCAGUUCUUCAAACACCGCAGUCUCGGAUCUCGCUAACUAUGCCCAAGAUGACCCGUGGGCGCAGGUGAGCAGCAGUGGUGGGGCAGCGGACCCAUCGAAGCCCACCACGUGUGUGUUUGUCAUCUCCAUCUCGCGCACCAGUGGCGUCUACGUCCUCUCUGUGAUUCUCCCGGUGAUGCUGAGCGUGUAUCUGACCUUCUCGGUGUUCUUUGCCAAGCCAGAGGACCUGGAGGUCCGCUCUGCCACCUGUGUCACGCUCUUCCUCGCCCUCGCCGCCGUGCAGUUUGUCAUUGACAGCCAGCUGCCGCGCACGUCAGCCAUAACGCAGUUUGGGUACCUUGUAAUCACGUCCUACAUCUUCAUCAUGCUCACAACCAUCGAGACUGUUAUCGUCUUCUGGCUCUCCGACCGGAUAGAAAAGGACGUGGUGGCGUCAGUGAGCAAGCGGUUUACAUCGCGCCGAGACACGCCGCCCACGCCAUCAUCGCACGACACGUACAACACGCUCUCGGUGGAGCUCAUGAAGUCACAGCCGCCGCCUCCCAGCGGCGGGGAGGGAGGGAGUGAGACGAGCGCGGAGGAGCGGGACAACGGGGAGGCGAAGCCGCCGAGCACGGGUGGACAGGCGAUGGGGCCUUCUGAUGGGCACGGGGGGGUUGAGAAGCCGCACGAUGAUAUCAAGUGCAACCCAAGUGUCUGGCCUUGGGGAUGCCUUCAUCGCUGUGGUUACCGUUACAAGUCGAAGACAGAGGGACACGAAGAUGAGGCCAAUUAUAAGCUUGCGGUUGCGAUUGAUGCUGUUUGUUUCGUCGUCUUCUUCGUUGCGUACACAGUAGUGUGCAUCGUGCUUUAUGCGUAA
Messenger RNA from Closterium sp. Naga37s-1, 2484 nucleotides. The record is from the annotation of a GenBank genome assembly. NCBI's taxonomy places the organism in Eukaryota, Viridiplantae, Streptophyta, Zygnematophyceae, Desmidiales, Closteriaceae.